AUGGCGUCCAGGUCCACGGCAAUGGGCAUGACCCUCGGUGCCAUGGGUGCUGCUUCGCUGGUGGGAACGGCAUUUGUGGCCCCGACGGCGCCCUCGGCAGCUCCGGCCCUAAGGGGCUCAGGGGCCGCAUCGGGCCAGGGAGCAAGCGGAAUCCAGGCAGCAGCCGCCUCCGCCGUUGCCUCCGCAGCCCUGGCGCUUGCAGCAGGAAGCCGCCGCGCAGCGCGCAACGUUAGCAGCGCCCGUCUGGCAGAGGCCACCGGCACCACCAGCGAGAAGCCCUUCGCCGGCGGGCUCAUUGGCGGUGAGAGCGCUUUUGCGGGCCAGGAUUUCAACUUUGACCCGCUGGGCCUCUCCGUGAAGUGCGAGAAAUACCUGCCUUGGUUCCGUGAGUCGGAGUUGAAGCACGGUCGCAUUGCAAUGCUGGCUUGGGUUGGCUUGGUAGUUCCGGAGUUUGUUCGCAUCCCAGGCCCAGAGGCAUGCUACGGGGCCAAGAACGUUGUGGAUGCACACAACGCUUGCGUUGGCAACCCGCCAUUCCCCUUCCUGGUGAACACAGGGGACUUCUUCGCUGGCAACGACGACCAGACUGGCCCUCUUUUCCAGGUCUAUGCCUUUUGCGGCUUCAUCGAGAUGCUGACGACUUUCGCCAAGUCCUGCAACGUCUCGAACAAGCCUGGCCUCACCUUGGAGACAGCAGGCGAUUACAAGCUCGGCACGAACUUCCUCCCUGAAGACCCCGUGAAGGCGAAGGAGAUGAGGCUCAAGGAGCUGAAAAACGGACGCCUGGCAAUGCUUGCCUUCGGUGGUGCCAUCACCCAGGCCACUCUGACCGGCAACGGCUUCCCCUGGCUUUACGCGCAGAAGGAGGAGUCCCGCAGCGGCUUUGGCGCCUCCGUGGCCAAGGCCUCCGGUGCGUUCGCUGCCGGACAUGGGCCAGCCACGCGCAGCAACGUGGCCAGGCAGGCUGGCUACAAGAUGAGUGCAGCCGUGCCAUUCCUCCCAAUGUCCCCGGCUCUGGAGGGAAUCCCAGGUGAGGAGGAGGGCUUCGACCCCAUGGGCUUCUCCCUGGCCUUCGAGAUUGGUUGGCUCCGCGAGGCAGAGCUGAAGCACGGAAGAGUUGCAAUGCUCGCCACCGUUGGAUGGAUCGCCACUGACCUCGGUCUGCGAGUGCCGGGUGAUGCUUUCCAGGUCUCCACUAUCGAGGCGCACGAUGCCAUGGUGAAGUUCGGCGGCAUGCCGCAGAUCCUUAUCUGGUGUGGACUGCUGGAGGUGCUAGGCCUCUUCGCGUAUGUGAACAUGCGAGAGGGCAAGACGGACCGUAAGCCUGGCGAUUUCGGCCUCCGGGGCUUCUACCCCAGCGACCCUAAGGGUCAGUACGACAUGCAGGUUAAGGAGCUGCGAAACGGCCGCUUGGCCAUGCUGGCAUACUCAGGCAUUGUGACCUCCGCCGUCCUCACUCAGGACAAGUGGCCUUUCUUUGACGUGGUUGUGAACUCUGUGGCCAACGCCCCGCAGGCCAGCAAGGGCUCUGCCUUCUGUGGCGCUGCUGCCCCGCAACGUGCUGGCGCGCGCACGGUCUGCCAGGCCUCUGCCAGCAAGAGCCUGCCUUUCCUGCCUAAGCCUGCAAACCUGGGCGGACUCAUCGGCGGUGAGGCCGAGUUCGAUCCCAUUGGGUUCUCUGACAUCAUCGAUAUCAAGUGGCUUCGCGAGUCGGAGCUCAAGCACGGACGCGUGUGCAUGCUGGCCACUGUGGGUUUCGUCGCGGAACAGUACUGGCAACUUCCCGGCUUCGAUGCCGCCCCUGAUGCCCUGCAGGCUGUCUGGGUAGCCCCCGCCAACGCCACCGGCGUUCUUCUCUUCCUCGCGGGCUACAUCGAGAGCGCCAGCUAUGGCGGCAAGAUCACCAUGCUGGACAUGUUCGAGGGCGACGGGGCCUCGCGCGCCCCGGGAGAUUUGGACUUCGGCAAGAAAUUCCUGCCCAACGACAAGGCGGCUGCUGACGAUCUGGCCCUGAAGGAGCUUACCAACGGCCGACUGGCAAUGUUGGCUUUCUCAGGCAUGGUCCAUCACAACCUGAUAGUCAAGGGCCCCCUCUUCCCGCUGUUCCCGGAGGGUUAUGAGGGACCCCAGGGCUCCUGGGACGUGGACUCUGUGGCGGGGGCGCUGAACAGCGGCCGCAUGGGUCUCUAA
Messenger RNA from Symbiodinium pilosum, 2190 nucleotides. The record is from the annotation of a GenBank genome assembly. Lineage: Eukaryota; Dinophyceae; Suessiales; Symbiodiniaceae.